Zootermopsis nevadensis is the source of this 3024-nucleotide messenger RNA. Its product is annotated as tRNA (guanine(10)-N(2))-methyltransferase TRMT11. Gene Ontology annotation, cellular component: cytoplasm. The record is from RefSeq and is a predicted model, not a curated record. Gene Ontology annotation, molecular function: nucleic acid binding; tRNA (guanine(10)-N2)-methyltransferase activity. Gene Ontology annotation, biological process: methylation. Lineage: Eukaryota; Metazoa; Arthropoda; Insecta; Blattodea; Termopsidae.
AUGGAUGAGUUUCAGUGGCUCAUGUGUUAUGCGUUAACAUACUAUGUUUAUUGCGAUAGUUGCACACAAGGUGGUUUAGUAGACAAUGAUGGAAUAUGAAUUCUGGUAGUUUGUUUUCUGUUGACAAUGACUAGUCAAAACUGCAAGAAAUAUUUAUUUUGGUUUGCCAACGAACACGUAGAUUUCCGUUUGCCUGAGAUUACAUCUAUUGCAUCCCUAUUCAACAUUAAUAUAAGAUGGCUUGAAAAACCAAACCAACAUCCUUAUUGGGUAGUGGAACUACCUUCUGAAAAAGCUGCUAGGCAGAUUGCUAGCCGAUCUGUGGGGCUACGCUCUUGCAUGGAACUUUGGGCUCAAGCUAAAACAGAAGAAGAACUACACAAGAAUGUUCGAUCUUACCCCAUGGAGCUAAUGAAACCAUACUUCAAGCCAGAUCUGUCAUUUAAGAUCAGUGUUGAAACAUUCUGUAACAGGCAAAGUCAAGCAGAGAAAGUAACAAAAAUUGAGUCAUUCAGUUAUCUGCCCCUGGAGGGCCCUGUGAAGCUGAAUGAUCCAGAUGUUUGCCUGCAGCUCCUCGAGUAUUAUGGUCUUGAUUCCAAUCACAUACCAGAGAAACCUUACAACCUCUUUUUUGGACGAUGGUGUCUGUUGCAGAUAGCAGAUGGCCAGAGAGAUGUGAUCACCAAACUCUCCCUCAAGACAAGAAAGUUCAUUGGGAACACAAGUAUGGAUCCACAGCUGUCCCUCUACAUGGCAAACCAGGCACUGGUGCGGAAUGGAGACCUUGUGCUGGAUCCUUUUGUGGGGACAGGUUCAUUACUGGUUGCUGCAUCCCACUUUGGAGGUUAUGUCUUGGGAUCAGACAUUGAUUUCCUUAUGUUACAUGGCAAGACUCGCCCAACAAGAAUACAGCAGAAGAAACAUCGUGAUAAGGAUGAAAGUGUGCGCUCCAAUAUGCAGCAGUAUGGAAAGGACAAUCAGUACUUGGAUGUCAUCGUGGCAGAUGCAUCUUUGCCACUCUGGCGUCCAUCUUUCAAGCUCGACUGUAUCAUUACAGACCCACCAUAUGGAAUUAGAGAAGCUACAGAGCGCAUAGGAUCCACAAAGAACUACCAAAUCAGUGACCACCAUCUUGUGGGGCACAUACCCUCAAAAGUUGAGUAUGGUUUGCAGCAGAUCUAUCAAGAUCUCUUCCAGUUUGCAGCCCAGCACCUGAAGAUGGGGGGAAGACUGGUGUGUUGGAUACCUGUAGUUCGAGAUGAUUACAGUGAAGACAAGCUGCCUAUGCAUCCAUGUUUUCACUUGGUAGCAAACUCUGAGCAAGCCCUUACGACUUACACCAGUCGACACCUCCUCACUCUGGAGAAAGUGCAGGAUCCGCAGAUGGAAUAUACUGGAUCACAUGUGAAUGCUCUGAUGAGAGACUUCCGUGCCAAAUUUUUCCACUAUGGAGAAGAGCACCGAAAGCAGCGAAAACUUCGGAAAGCUUUGGCACGAGAGGCAUACAUGCAGGCUAUAUCCCAGAGGGAGGAAGAUGAUGGAAAUUGUGUAGGUCAAAAUGAAGACAGAGACAGCAGUAGUUCAGAGAGAUGACAGUAGCUGUCAGGUGGAGACUUGAGUUCUUCCUGGUAAGCACUGUACAUCCUUGUUUCUAUAACUGUAGAAAAUUCAUCUCUGGUAUGAACCACUGUGGGCUCCAGUGGUAAUUUUAUUAUGAAUGUGUGAAUAUCCACAUUUUCCAACUGGAACAUGUUCAAAUGUUGUACUUAAGGUGAUUUUGAAUUUUAAAACUUUCACAUAUUUCUGUUAAAUUAGGCUUCUUUGGAAUACUAUCAGAAAUUACAUUUUAGAUAUGAUUGGCCAAUUUCUAAAAGCUGGCUAAUCUUUUUUUAAUGUUAUUUAUUUGUGGUUUGUAGCAUAGAAUGAGAGGAUGAUUGAUGAAUUAUGAAUUGGAAAGGGUAUGGAAUGAAUCAGUUGUGCCCUAUUUUAAAGUAUCAUCGUGGCAUUUGUUUGGAGAGAUUGAGGAGAACUGUGUAAAUGUCAGUCAUGAUAGCUGGUCUCUAGGUCAAAAUAUAAACUUACUUCCAACUACUUCACUUAUUGGAAGUAUUGUUUACUCUCUCUGGCUAGUAGCCGCAGUAGGGAGCUAAGUUGUCAGUAGAGCAGGACCUAUAAGUCUCUGCCAUGAUGCAAAAACAAGUUUUCAUCUUGCUCCCAGCUACACCAGUUCUCUUGGUUGGUUCGCAUGUUGUCAGUGGUUGCAACACUCAUUGAUGUGAUACAGGUAAUGUACUGUAAAAGGGAUAAUAUUUCUAUGGCUUCUGUUGCUGUCUGUAUGACAUGCUGAGAACAGUAAACAGUGAAUCCGUUGAUCCAUGGUGUUGUCAUGUGGAGGGAGGAAACAAAUCACUUCUGACAGUACACUUGUUUAAAUGAUAAGUUGAAUGCAAGACAUAACAGGUACUGGUGAUAUAUGUGUACAUGUAAUGACUUGACUACUGCAGAGUGGAUUUUAAUUUUGUCAUUGGAGAGUUUUACUACAGUUUCUUGAGACAUUACAUUUUUGUUAAGAUUUGUUAACAAUAAAGGGGCCUUUGGUGAUGACCUACAUACAGUCUUGGCAUGGACAUGACUGAGUAGGCAACCCCUAGGGUACCUUAGUUACCAUGAUUACCUGAGGAAUAAUCUCCAGCCACCCACGUUUGGGAAUCCUCCACGAUUAUGUCACUGCUCAGCCACACACCUUACCCAUGUGAAGUUCACUGGCACCAUUCACAAAUGUCAAAAAUAUAAUUUUUUCAAACAUGCCAAAAUUAUUAUGAUAUGCAUUCAUUUUCUAACUUGUUCUACUGAACACUUUAAGCCCAGACCAUAAAACACAUUUAAAGGGGGAGGGAAGUGGCAUUUUUUAUUUUGUGCACAGAUUAUCAGAUACUAUUUCAAAGCUUUUAUGUGUUUGUCAGUAACAUACUGUUUGAUUUUAAUUGUGCUGUCGGUCAAUAAUUCAUUAACAUGUUUGAGUAA